Camelina sativa (false flax) is the source of this 699-nucleotide messenger RNA. The record is from RefSeq and is a predicted model, not a curated record. NCBI's taxonomy places the organism in Eukaryota, Viridiplantae, Streptophyta, Magnoliopsida, Brassicales, Brassicaceae.
AUGGCGACCAAGUUUGACAUGAGUGAUCUAGGAAGACUAACCUAUUACUUAGGAAUCGAAGUGUGUCAGUUUGAAGGUGGGAUAAUUCUAACUCAACAACAAUAUGCGAAAAAAAUACUAGAGCAAGCGGGAAUGAAAGACUGCAAUCGAACUCUCACCCCGCUGGAGUCCGGUUUAAAGUUAGCAAAAGCAGAGGGGGAAAAGGAUAUUGAUGCUACAAGCUUUAGGAAAAAUUUUGGAUGCCUUCGAUACCUACUCCACACUCGACCUGACUUAACUUAUUGUGUAGGAGUACUAAGUAGGUAUAUGCAGACCCCUAAAGUCUCUCAUGGUGCUGCGAUGAAACAGAAUCAAGAUACCGUGGCAUUGUCGUCUUGCAAGGCCGAGUUUAUGGCCGGAACAGAAGCAGCUCGACAUGCAAUAUGGCUUCAAGAUUUACUCGAAGAAGUUACAUGCGUGUCUAGUGAGAAAGUCACGAUCAGAGUUGACAACAAAUCAGCAAUUGCCUUGACGAAGAAUCCGGUCUUUUACGAGGUUGAACAUGUCCUUGGACAUGAGCAAAAGGCUGAUAUUUUGACUAAUGCUUUAGGAAGAAUAAAAUUCAAGGAAAUGAGGGAGCUAAUUGGAGUUAAAGACUUGGAGGAGAAUGACUUCAAGCUUAGGAGAGAGAUUGUUGACUUAAGCUUGAAGAAAGCUUGA